CUGACAAGAGUUUCAUCCAAGUUUGGCACUUUUACGCACGGGCAUGUUCAGCUUUGUAUCGUGUUUAGAGCCGUGACAGAGCGCGAACAAGACAAGAGGACGCCAGAAAAACCACAAACCAACAAGAUAAGGACCUAAGAAGUGUUUUUUUUCUUUUGCCACGACAGCGUUUGACACGUUGAGUUCUCCUUUCGGUGUAUUGUUCAACUUCCUAUGAUGCAACGCGCAGUAACAACAAGUAAUGCAUCGAUUUUUACCUGGAAUAACUGUGGAAUUACGCGCGGGAUUGUGGUGGUAUAAUUAAAACGCACGUACAGUUUUAUUUGGAGUAGGGGCACCUUUUGGCACAGCUCCAUCCACCGCGCAUCGGAGAGCUCUGGAGCCGCGCAGAGAUGCAGCAGGAGCGGCUUCUCAAAGUGUUGGUGAUCGGGGACCUGGGAGUGGGGAAGACUUCAAUCAUAAAGCGCUACGUGCAUCAGGUUUUCUCCCAGCAUUACCGCGCGACCAUCGGCGUGGACUUCGCUCUCAAAGUGCUCAAUUGGGAUCAUAAGACGGUGAUUAGGCUGCAGCUUUGGGACAUUGCUGGUCAGGAGCGCUAUGGACACAUGACGCGCGUUUACUACCGCGAGGCAGUGGGGGCGCUAGUGGUCUUCGACAUGACGCGGCUCUCCACGUUUCAGGCUGUGCUCAAAUGGAAGGGAGAUCUCGACUCCAAGGUGGCGCUGAGUAACGGCCGUCCUGUUCCUGCGGUUCUUCUGGCCAAUAAAAGUGACCAGCGUCGUCUCGGGCUCUGCUCCAAAGUGCCCAAACUGGAGAGCUUUUCGCAGCAGUACGGCUUCGUGGGCUGGUUUGAGACUUCUGCAAAGGACAACACAAACAUCGACAGCGCCAUGUCCUGUUUGGUGAAGCACAUCAUGUCACUGCAGGAGGACGGUCUUAACUCUGACCCACCACCAGAGGGCGCUGUGCUGGUGCUGCCACAGUUCGACUAUCACUCCCAAGAGAGGAGGCACAGCAGCUGCUCCGGAUGCCCUUCCCUCAAAGCCACCGACUUGGACGAUUAAAGCUACGCUCGGGAACUU
Periophthalmus magnuspinnatus is the source of this 1082-nucleotide messenger RNA. RefSeq lists its product as uncharacterized. NCBI's taxonomy places the organism in Eukaryota, Metazoa, Chordata, Actinopteri, Gobiiformes, Gobiidae. The transcript has 4 exons. Bases 393 to 1064 code for a protein of 223 amino acids. Gene Ontology annotation, biological process: vesicle-mediated transport. Gene Ontology annotation, molecular function: GTP binding; GTPase activity. The record is from RefSeq and is a predicted model, not a curated record. Gene Ontology annotation, cellular component: Golgi apparatus; trans-Golgi network; vesicle.